AUGUUGCCAACCGAUUCAUCAUUCAUCCCCAAAUUUACAAACGCAGGCAUGAAUCAAGAGGUCACCAAUGGAGCCUCGAAAUCCAAAAAGAAUUCCAAAAAACCCGAAUAUUCUAGGUUUACACAGCAAGAACUUCCCGCCUGGAAACCAAUCCUAACCCCAGGAUGGGUGAUCACAUCGUUUCUAGCAAUCGCCAUGCUGUUCAUCCCCAUCGGACUUGUCUCUCUGUUUGCAUCAGAACGUGUGGUGGAAAUUGUGUAUCGCUAUGAUCAAGAUUGUGUCCCUGAAAUUUAUCGAGGCAAUAUGACUUCAUAUAUUCAAAACCCUCUCACUAACAAAACAUGCAUCAAGAAUGUCACUGUACCAAAGAAAAUGGAAGCCCCUAUAUUUGUGUAUUAUCAGCUUGACAACUUCUACCAAAACCAUCGUAGAUAUGUGAAAAGUAGAAGUGACAAACAACUGCGUAGUGGAGAAGAUGAUUUUUCAACAAAAGGAUGUGAGCCUGAAGCUAAAUCGAGUAGUGGGAAGCCUAUUGUUCCUUGUGGAUUAAUUGCAUGGAGUUUAUUCAAUGACACCUACAAUUUACUAAUGCAAGACAAAGUUUUAAAAAUAAACAAGAAGGGCAUUGCAUGGAAAAGUGACACCAAGGUCAAAUUCGGGUCAAAUGUGUAUCCGAAGAAUUUUCAAUCGGGAGGUUUGAUUGGUGGUGGAAAGCUCAACCAAAGCAUACCUUUGAGUGAGCAAGAGGAUCUUAUAGUAUGGAUGAGGACUGCAGCAUUGCCUACUUUUAGAAAGCUUUAUGGGAAAAUAAGUGUGGAUCUUGAAGCUCAUGAGACAAUAACUGUUGUUUUGGAGAACAAUUAUAAUACGUAUAGUUUUGGGGGACAAAAGAAGCUUGUUUUAUCAACAACAAGUUGGAUUGGUGGAAAAAACGAUUUUCUUGGAAUUGCUUAUCUUACAGUUGGUGGGAUUUGCUUGUUCAUGGCACUAAAUUUCAUCCUUCUCUAUGUUUUUAAGCCCCGGCCUCUUGGGGAUCCAUCCUACUUGUCAUGGAAUAGGAAUUCAAGUAGGCAUUGAAUUAGGUGG
Messenger RNA from Lactuca saligna, 1086 nucleotides. Lineage: Eukaryota; Viridiplantae; Streptophyta; Magnoliopsida; Asterales; Asteraceae. The record is from the annotation of a GenBank genome assembly.